This is a messenger RNA of Platichthys flesus (European flounder), 3101 nucleotides long. It is a transcript of the gene prg4b, whose product is annotated as proteoglycan 4b. The record is from RefSeq and is a predicted model, not a curated record. The transcript has 15 exons. Lineage: Eukaryota; Metazoa; Chordata; Actinopteri; Pleuronectiformes; Pleuronectidae. Bases 269 to 2686 code for a protein of 805 amino acids.
CCCAGACGUGUGUGAGGUCAGCUGUCUGUCUGGCACAGAUGUGUGUUGGAUGGGCCUCCAGCUGUUUGCGGGGAAUCAUGAUGUCUGGACCUAUAUGGUCUGGAUAGGAGGAUCCUCCCUUUCCAGCCUGUGAGCUCACCACAACUUUUAAUUAGACCGGAUUCGCCAAUUAAAGGGCUGUCCAGUCGGCCGGUCUCUCACAGGCUUUUAAAAGCAGCAGGAGUCUGAACGGCAGCAGCAGCAGCAGCAGACAGAGAUUGAACUGAAGAUGUCUUCCACUUUGCUUUGUGCCGGUAUUAUGUUGGCAUGUGCGGUGACACUUAGUGAAGCUCAGACGAGCUGUAAAGGACGAUGCGGUGCUGAGUACUACAGGGGUUACAUGUGCCAGUGUGAUUACACCUGCCUGAUUUAUGGAGAGUGCUGCGAAGACUAUGAAUCUCAAUGCACCACAAAAAACUCCUGUAAGGGUCGAUGUGGAGAAUCCUUCAACAGAGGCCGGCGGUGCACCUGCGACUCGGACUGCUUCAAGUUCAAGCAGUGUUGUCCAGAUUACACGAGCCACUGUGAUGCAGAGGAGGAAAUCAGUGGAGCAGCCAGUGCAACAGCACCAGUGAAGACUAGUUUAUGCGAUAGUGUAAACAAUAACAAACCCACAGAGCCGCCUCUGCUGGGACCAGAGGAGCAGCCGUCUACGUUCAGUGAGGAAAACAGAGCAGAUGAAGAUUCAACUCCUCUGGUUGGUCUCACCUCAUAUCUACCAGAUGACUCCAGUGAUGACACAAACAACCAGCUCCCUCCGGACUUGGAAUUCACCAACACUGGACAAGAGGAGACCACUCCAGUCCCAGAAGGCACCAGUGGUUUGGGGUCGUCCACAGCUGAUCCCCUGGAUCACGUCUCCACUGAACCCGACCUGCAGCCGGACAUUGAGGAGUUCAGCCCAGAGAUGGUCACAGUCAUUUCUCAGACAGAAGCGACUCAGACAGACGAUGAACCCGAGGAUUCCAGUGAUCCAGGAACAACCCUCGCUCAGGCCACGACAGAGCAGGUCCUGGACCAGCCGACACCAACCUCAGCAGCCCAGGCAGAGGUUUCUGCCACAGCCAGCAACCCAGAGCCGGAGGGUACCGUCCAACCGGAGGACGACUUUUCUCCUGCAACACAGGCGACAGCUCUGCCGGAAGCCUCCACUGAUAAUCCAGAGGUCACAACCCUUCCAUUCACCACAGCAGCUUCAGCAUCUACAGGACUCACACAGGACGACACAGCCGUGGAUGCGUCACAGUUCACCACGCUGGAAUUGACAACCAUCCCUGACGAAACCACUUCCAACCCUGAUCCACUAAAUACUGAGAGCAACUCAGGGGAUUCAACAACGGGGCUUCAAGAUCCCUCCACCAGUGUAUCCCCAGAGCUCGAUGCCCCGACGACUCACGUUCCCUCGUCCACAUCGGAAGCACGGGACGAGACCACAGAUGAGGUUCCACCACAAGUUGCCACUGCAGAUCCAGUGAAAGUCACAGACCUGACCGAGCGACCCCAACCAACCAAACCCAUCGAGCAACCACAACCAACCAAACCCACAGAGCCAACACCGUCCAAACCCACCGAGCAAACCAGUCCCUCCAAACCCAGUGAGCAAACCCAACCAUCCAAACCCAGCGAGCAACCACAACCAUCCACACCCAUCGAAGGAACCCAACCAUUCAAGCCUACCGAACAAACCAGUCUGUCCAAACCCACCGAGCAAACCAGUCCGUCCAAACCCACCGAGCAAACCCAACCAACCAAACCCACAGAGCAAACCCAACCGUCCAAACCCACCGAGCGACCCCAGAGAAAACCUUUGCCUUUGCCAGUUAAACCAAUUCUGGUCAAAGACCCCCCCAAAGGCCCAGAGAUUAAACCUGUGGCCGUAGCACAAACUCUGAACAUAUACAAUCCACGAGACUACCAGGCAGAUGACAGCAACGAUACGAACCUGUGUAGCGGCCGCCCGGUGGGUGCAGUUACCACCCUGAGGAACGGCACGGUGGUGGUUUUCAGAGGACACUACUUCUGGCUCCUAAACAGACACAGGGAGCCAGGUCCGGCCAGAGGCAUCACACAAGUGUGGGGGGUCCCAUCCCCCAUUGACACUGUGUUCACGCGCUGCAGCUGUCACGGCAAAACAUAUAUGUUUAAGGGAUCUCAGUACUGGAGAUUUGACAAUGAUGCUUUGGACAGUGGUUAUCCUAAAGUCAUUAAUACCGGCUUCGACGGGCUGCGGGGCCACAUCACUGCUGCCCUGUCUGUGCCUCAGUACAACAGGAGGAGAGAGUCCGUGUACUUCUUCAAGAGAGGGGGACAGGUCCAGAAAUACUCAUACCAGUUUGGCACCAGUCCAUCAUGUGGCAGGAAAGUCCAGUACCCCGUGCACAAUGUCCACCACCGGAUUGUUCGACAAGCAGUGUCUGCUCUAGGCCCAGUCAUCAACAUCCGGACGUCCUGGACAGGUUUCCCCACCAGCAUCACAGCCGCUGUGUCCGUGCCCAGCACCAGGGAACCAGAGGGAUACAAAUACUACGUCUUCUCCAGAUCCAAAUCCUACAGCGUGAGGCUGGAUGGUGAACGUCCUGUUGUGGCCGCUGCGCCCGCCGGCGUGUCCCCUCAGAGCAGCAACUUCAUCAAAUGCCCAAGGACAUGAAAACCAGAGACUGUUUGUUUUUUCUCACCAACUUUCUUAUCGUUUAUUACAUCCCUAUUAAAACCCAUCGCAUCAGCACGGACUUGUACAAGUACAUUAAAAAUAAAAGCAGAAUAUAAAAACAACAGGCUUCAGAACACGAGAACAGAUAUCAGGACAGAGUCGAGAGCACAGACGUGGGAUGUUUCUGGAGGGACUGACGAGUCGUCCAGUCGUGGUCGUCAAGUUUCCAGAUGAGUGCUUCAUCUGGCGAAUCGUCUGCCGUAUGAUCCCCGAGAAGGAAACGGCUGACCUGUUCACAUGAAAUAUUAUUUCAAACAAAUCCUGUAACACCUGUGAAGAAAAUUAUCUGUAUUUGUAUUGUAAUGAACAUUCUGUGUUUUUUAAAUCUACAAUAAAAACUCAAUAACUCACA